UGGCGAGAGCCCGGCGGGGCCGGCCGAAGAUGGGCACGGAGCCCCGGCGGCAGCCGCCCCGCAGGAGAUGAAUUAAAAUGCAGCACACCACGUGCACAGAGGACAGGAUCUACCAUGCACUGGAAAGGUGUCUCCAUGGGCUCAGCAAGGACGCUGUGUCCAGCAGAUGGGCUGCCGGGCUGUGCCUGAACUGCUGGAGCCUGCAGGAGCUGGUGAGCCGGGACGCCAGUAACUACCUCAUCCUGGUGGAGAAGAUCCUGGGCAAGACCAAAGAGGUGCAGGACAGGUGUGACUACGACCUGGUGACGCCCCUGGCCCUGCUCUUCUACUCGGCCGUGCUCUAUGCUCCGCACUUCCCACCCGGCUCUGACCUGCUCCUGAAAGCUGCCAGCAUCUACCACAGCUUCCUGACGUGGCCCGUGCCCUACUGUGACACCUUCCGGGAGCUGCUCACCUUCAUCAGCAACGAGCUCAAGGCUCCAGGGAUCACUUUCCAGAGGCUGGUGAGGACGGAGCAGGGGUUGCCUGUGAAGAACUACCAGAGCUCCACGGUGACGGUGCUGCUGCUGAACCGCUCGGAGGUGCAGAGUGAGUUCCUGUCCAUCGCUGAGAAGCUGAGCUCCAGUGAACCCCCCCAGCACUCCACGCUGGUGCUGCUCCUCCAGCACCUCUACCAGGCCAACUUCGGCACCCACUGUGACCUGCACAGGCUGCACCACCUGCUCAAGUCCAAGCCCCUGGAGGAGCUCUCGGAGCUCUACGCCAGCGCUGCCGAUGCGCAGGAGGCAGCGGCUGCCAGCAGUGACCCCGCGCUGGCCCGGGAGCGGCUCCAGGCUGUGCUGCGCGACAUCGCCGGGGCCGCCUCCUUCCCUGCCGUCACAGGUGAGGCCCAGCCCUGCAAGCUGCAGCCCAUGGCCAUCCCCCCCGCUCGCUGCUACACCUACAGCUGGGACCAGGACAACUUCGACAUCCUCAACGAUGUCCUCAGCAAGGAGUGCAGCGUUGCUGAGCCCCUGGCUUCGGAGAACGAGGAGGAGGAUGAGGACGAAGAGGAGGAGGAUGUGGAGAUGGACGGCGGGUCCCCUGAGCAGGACUCGCUGCUGUCCCCGCUCUGUUCCAUCUCCAGUGACUCCGUGUACUCCGUGCUGUCCGAGGAGAGCUCCAAGCCCUCGCGGGUGUCCCUCUUCACCUCCUCCAAGGAGUCCAUCUCGGAGCUAACGGUGGUCUCCAGGAAGUCCCUGAAGUCGUUCGUGUCCAGCCUGAAGGACUGCAUGGACAGCGGCUACGCCGAGGACAGCGACGAGAGCUCUCUGGACACGGCGGGCAGGGCGGAGCCGAGGGCGGACAGGCCGGCCCCCAGGCACCGGCAGUCGCUGACCAACAGGCUCUACAAACUGUUCAAGAGCAAGAGCCAGCAGCUGGUGCAGCGCCGGGAGCUCAGGGACUGCCCGGAGCCGUGCUCGCUGCGGCGCGCCGAGAGCCUGUGCGCGUCCCCGGCGCGGCCGCGCGUCCCCGCGCGCUCCCGCCGCGCGCUCUCGCUGCCGCAGCACGGCCCGGGCCAGCGCGGGCCCGCCCCGCUCGCCCCCCGGCCCCUCGGGCUCCCCCGCCGCCCCUUCCUCAGCUACGACGAGGACGCCAAGGCGGGCACGCUGCGCGUCGUGGUGUUCGGCUCGGACCGCAUCUCGGGCAAGGUGGCCCGCGCCUACAGCGACCUCAGGCUCAAGGAGGGCUCCUGCCCCUCACUGACACGGUACUUCAGGCUGCAGUUCUUCUACGUCCCCGUGAAGAGGAGCUGCGUGGCCCCAUCGACCCCGCAGAUGCACCAUCACCCCUCGCCGUCCCUGGGGGAUCCCCCGCCCCGGGCACAGGACCCCUCCCUGGCUGGGAUGGAAAGCAGCACCAACGACAUCUCGCACUACAUCGGCCUGCUGGACCCCUGGUACGAGCGCAACGUCCUGGGGCUGAUGAACCUGCCCAUGGACGUCUUGUGCCAGUGUGCCAAGCCCGAGGCUGAGCCCCAGGAAGACUCCCAGGAGCAGCUACCCAUCCUGGCAGACAUGAUCCUCUACUACUGCCGCUUCGCCACGUGCCCCGUGCUGCUGCAGCUCUACCAGACCGAGCUCACCUUCAUGGGAGGGGAGAAGAGGACUGAGGUCUUCAUCCACUCCCUGGAGCUGGGGCACUCGGCAGCCACGAGGGCUAUCAAGGCCUCAGGUCCAGGCUGCAAAAGGCUGGGAAUAGAUGGAGACAGGGAAGCAAUCCCACUGACACUACAGAUUGCAUACAGCAAGACAGCUGCCAGUGGCAGGAGUCACUGGAAUGACGUGGAGAAGGUCUGCACAUCUGUCAACCUCAGCAAGGCCUGCAGGAAGCACGAGGAGCUCGCCUCGAAGACAGAAUGUCUCAAUUUAACCAUGACUGAGGUGGUCAAGAGGCAGAACUCCAAAUCCAAGAAAAGUUUCAAUCAGCAGAUAAGCGUGUCCCAGAUCAAAGUGGACAAGGUGCAGAUCAUCGGGGUCCAGUCCUCCUUCGCAGUGUGCCUGGACCAGGAUGAGCAGAAGAUCCUGCAGAGCGUAACCAGGUGUGAGAUCUCCGUGUGCUACAAGCCCAGGGACAGUGACCCCCUGGCACCGAGAGGGUCCCCUGUACCCCCCCCGGACCCCUCCGAGUUCCACUCCCUGCUGUGUUUGCCCAUUGCCACCUUCAGCGGGGCGCUGCCAUAGAGGAGCCAUGUCCCUCCGGAGCACGUGUCCCACACCAAUCCAGACUCAGGAGGAGGAAGAGGACACCGAGCCCGGCUUGUCCAAGAGCUCCUGCAGCCGAAGAGUGGCACCAGUGUCAGUGUGCUGGCUGAGCUGCUCCUGCU
This is a messenger RNA of Cinclus cinclus, 2866 nucleotides long. It is a transcript of the gene PIK3R5, whose product is annotated as phosphoinositide-3-kinase regulatory subunit 5. The record is from RefSeq and is a predicted model, not a curated record. Gene Ontology annotation, biological process: positive regulation of MAP kinase activity; G protein-coupled receptor signaling pathway. The transcript has 19 exons. The coding region runs from base 78 to 2723 and encodes 881 amino acids. Gene Ontology annotation, cellular component: phosphatidylinositol 3-kinase complex, class IB. Gene Ontology annotation, molecular function: 1-phosphatidylinositol-3-kinase regulator activity. Lineage: Eukaryota; Metazoa; Chordata; Aves; Passeriformes; Cinclidae.